Messenger RNA from Eruca vesicaria subsp. sativa (arugula), 1215 nucleotides. Lineage: Eukaryota; Viridiplantae; Streptophyta; Magnoliopsida; Brassicales; Brassicaceae. The record is from the annotation of a GenBank genome assembly.
AUGUACGAGGAGAUGCCUUGUUUCGAUCCGGCGGAGAGAAACUUCUCUCAACUCCAACCACCACCACAACCACCGCAAAUUCUGGUCGCCGGAAGCACAAGCAACAGCAACUGCAGCCUUGAUGUGGAAGAGUUCCAUCUCAGCCCACAAGACUAUCCUCAAACCUCUUCAACACCACUUCAAUUUCACAUCAACCCUCCUCCUUGUGACAAUCAGUUCCAAAGCAACAACAUCAAUCUGAUUCAUCAGAUGUCUCAUAACCAACAACAACACUCUAACUGGGAGAAUGGCUAUCAACAUCUCAUCAACUCAUGUCCUAACUCUUCACCAACUCCAGACUUGCUUAGUCUCCUACACUUGCCUCUUCCCAACUCAUCAAUCUCCUUCUCAGAUUCCUCUGCUGUCAUGUACGACCCACUCUUCCAUCUGAACUUCCCUUUGCAGCCACUAGACCAUAACCAGCAAAGAGACAGUCCUUGUUUACUAGGAGUUGAAGAACAGAUUCAGAUGUAUUACGAACCAGGACACAACAACAACAACGGUGGUGGGUUUGAGAGUGGAGCUUUCGAGUUUGGUAAUAACCGUAGAGGAAGAGGUUCAAGAAAGUCAAGAACUCUCCCUACAGAACGUGAGAGAAGAGUUCACUUCAGUGAUCGCUUCUCCGACCUCAAGAACCUCAUUCCAAAUCCCACUAAGAGUGAUAGAGCUUCCAUCGUUGGAGAGGCAAUAGAUUACAUCAAGGAGCUGUUAAGGACAAUAGAGGAGUUUAAGAUGCUUGUGGAGAAGAAAAAGUUUGGGAAAUUCAGGACCAAGAAGAGAGCUAAAACUAGUGGAGAACAAGACACUGUGAGUCACAGACCACAGAGCGAAGUAGACCAGUCUUGUUUCAACAAGAACAAAUCACUGAGAUGUUCUUGGCUGAAGAGGAAAUCUAAAGUCACUGAGGUGGAUGUACGCAUAAUAGAUGAUGAAGUGACCAUCAAGGUUGUUCAGAAGAAGAAGAUUAACUGUUUGUUGUUCACAACUAAAGUUCUUGAUCAGCUUAAGCUUGAUCUCCACCAUGUUGCAGGAGGACAGAUUGGUGAGCAUUACAGCUUCUUGUUCAACACUAAGAUUUGUGAAGGAUCUUGUGUGUAUGCAAGUGGAAUUGCAGACACAGUGAUGGAGGUUGUGGAGAAACAGUACAUGGAAGCGGUUCCUACCAACGGCUACUGA